AUGGCCAGCCAAGAUCCUCGAGCCAAAGGAGCAGAGGAUCUACAGUUUGAGAAAUGCCUUGGACGCGGAUACUUCGGAGAGGUCUGGCAAGCGCAGACCAAGAGCGACCACAAAGCCGUGGCGGUAAAGAAGGUCCGUUUGCAGCUGAUUCUCGAGAACCAGCUCCUUGACCAGCUGAAGCGUGAGGUCAACAUUCUGUACUCUUUGCAGCAUCCGCGGAUCGUGAGGUUGUACUUCCACUUUGAGGACAAGUACUUCGUGUACUUGGGCAUGGAGUUCUGCAUCGGUGGGAGCUUGUUCGACAAGCUUCAAAAAGCGGAGAAGUUCACUGGCCAGCGUGCUGCAACUUACUUCCUGCAGACGUGUGAGGCACUGGACUACUUGCACCACCUGCCGGACAAGGUGAUACAUCGGGACAUCAAGCCUGAGAACAUACUGCUGGAUGCAAAUGACUCCGCCAAGCUAGCUGAUUUCGGCUGGGCAAAUCUCCUGGAGCAGGACAAGCGAAGCACUUUCUGCGGCACACUGGACUAUCUUGCUCCCGAGAUGAUUCGAGGGACUGGCCAUGACGAGAGUGUGGAUAUGUGGACGAUGGGAGUUUUGCUUUAUGAGAUGCUAACGGGACAGUCCCCUUUCGGAUCGCAAAGCAAGGAGACGACCUGCAAACGAAUCGUUCAUGUGGAUCUUCUGUUCCCGUCCGACAUGGAUCAAAGUGGUCGAGAUCUCAUUGGUAAGCUUUGCAGGAAAAAUCCGACCGAACGCUUAAAAGUUCGAGAAGCCAUGACCCAUGAGUUCGUCGUGAGGUUCCAUGUUGCUGAAGCAGGUGAGACUUCAAUGUCCCAUGGCGGAUACCCGCCAGGUGCUGAGAAGGGAAUAACUGCGGCAGGCGAUGAAGAUCUUCCCCGACCGUCUGUUGUAGCGAGGAAGCUUCGGUCAGAGUGCGAGAAGCUGGGCGGCGAGAAGGAGCACCUCAUGCAAGCAAUUCAGAACAUGGAGGAUCAAAUUCAGAAGCAGAAGGAUUUGCUUCUUGAUGCGGAGGCAGCCAUACAAAAUGUGCGGAAAGAAAGACGUGAAGUGGAGGCGCUGAAGCAAGAGCAACUCAAGCGUUGCGAUGAGCUCGCGCGCAAGAUCGAGGACAGCAAGAUACAGCAG
Molecule: messenger RNA, 1152 nt
Organism: Symbiodinium sp. CCMP2456
Lineage: Eukaryota; Dinophyceae; Suessiales; Symbiodiniaceae
Source: the annotation of a GenBank genome assembly